Molecule: messenger RNA, 4692 nt
Organism: Wasmannia auropunctata (little fire ant)
Lineage: Eukaryota; Metazoa; Arthropoda; Insecta; Hymenoptera; Formicidae
Product: solute carrier family 15 member 1
Exons: 9
Coding region: 1851-3980 (709 amino acids)
Biological process (GO): oligopeptide transport; transmembrane transport
Cellular component (GO): membrane
Molecular function (GO): dipeptide transmembrane transporter activity
Source: RefSeq, a predicted model, not a curated record
UAUUCAAGAAACACUGUGUAUACGUUUAUACACUUUAUAUCUAGGUGUUUAAGAUAUUUAGAUUUAAGAUCGCAGAUAGAUAAAUAGAUAAGAUAUGAAUGUCUUCAUGAUCAUUUGUAUUCCGUAAUUCUAUCUGAUAAUUUUGCCUAUAUCGUGUGGUUCCGGUGCGGCAAGCCACUGCGAAAAAUUUGCGUGCCCAUACCUGUGAUUAUUUUCGCUCAAUAGUAGCGUUACCGCAAGGUCGAAAAGUUAUUAUUACCGUAUUUAAAAACGUGUUAUAUAAUUCAAUGAUGACGGCAAUGUACGAGACUUACAUUUUCAAACGUACAUUAAUAAACGACGAGAAGAAAAGAAAAACGUAAAAACGAGAAUGUAAAAUUCUGCGAUCUUAUGUCGCGACGAAAGAGCUUCCCGCAUUUUUCGAUAUUGCAAAAUCAAAUGUCCCGCAUCGAAUUUACAUUCACGUUCUGUCGAUCGACCGCGAUUUCAUUAAGCAACUCUUCUCUCUGCCUGUGUUACCUGUCAUCGCGCGAUCCUACUUGGCCGUUUUACAAGAGAUUCCGCAAUACAUGCGUGAUAUUCCAGUUUGAGAUGAAAGUUCGCACGAAAGUUUCAACGGCGGUUUUUACAACGAACUUUAAUUGUGUGGAUUUAUUUUUUUCGCGAAAGCUUAAUUCAAUUUCUUCUUCUUGAAAUUACGUUAUUUAAUUAACAGUCCGGAUGAAAGCGAUUUUUUAAUUUUCGUACAAUCAUAUCUAUCUCUCAAUGCUUAUCUUUCGCUGUAAACAAAAGAUAUGACUAUAAUAAUUCGAAUGCAAUAUGUAUAUGAGAUUAUUCUACUACUAUAUAGAUAAUACGCACACAUAUAAAAAAGGUCGCAUGUAUGUGUACAUACGUGUGUAAUACGUCACAUUACCGGGAACAGAAGCCUAACAAUUGAAUUGGCGGAUACGACAACUCGGUUUUAAUUACACUCGUAACAUACGCCGCGUGUUUCCGAUAACCACACUACUAUACAAAAUGCACAGCUUCUCCAGCUUUUAUUCCGCAGACGCGGAUUUAAUUUACGUCAACGAGGUCAGCAACAUAAGUCACAGAUUUCUAAUAUUAGUAUCGCGAUAUUUCCUAUCGAUAGUAAUAACAGACGAGUUUUGCUGCAUACGGGAUUAACUGCCGUGAUAUAAAUAUUAUUCAUUAGGUCUGAAAGGGAAAAUCAAUUUCUUCAAAAUCAUGAUGUUGUAUUUUUUGUCUUUCUUCUUAUAUUAUGCAUUUUGUAUGUAGUGCAAUGACGUCUCGCGCUUUCCAAUCACGAACUCUCGUAAACUCUCGGAGAUAAAUCAAGCUUUAAUCAAGCAGAAACUGUCACAUCCGCGCGUACCUGAACCACCUGCGAAAAUGAACGGCGAGUCGCACGUGGCCCUAUAUAUGCGAUCACGUACUUUCACGUACGUUGUUCCAAAUACUACGCCGGUCUGCGCGCUCGCACUACCGAUGUAAUGCUCGCCCGUCACGUGUAUAUAUUAUGCCUGCUUCGAGAUAUACCUACUGUGCUUACAUGGUGUGGUACCUACCUACCUACCGACUCUGGGCAACAAUAUUGUGCUCACUCAUAGUCGCUGAUGUCAGUCUCGAUGUACGAGCGCGUACGAACGGAGCCGUCGAAACCGACGACGCGACGAGUGACCGAUUGUUGUUGGCUCCUCGAUCUGGAUGAUCGGGGUAGACAAGUGUAACGUAUCGGAUAGAAUAUCCUGAUGAAGUGAAACGAUCCUCGUGGUAUUCGAUCAGUAUUGACAUACAUCAGUAUUCCUUCUCUCUCAAACUCGCUAUCGCGAUCUACUGCGCGUACGAUGGCCGUGAAUAAAAUGCAUGUGCGGCAGAAACCAAAAUAUCCCAAAGCGGUGUUUUUCAUUAUCAGCAAUGAAUUCUGCGAAAGAUUUUCUUUCUAUGGAAUGCGCACCGUUCUGUCGCUGUAUUUAUUUAAUAUGCUGCGCUAUAGUGAAAGUACAUCUACAAUAAUCUAUCAUGUCUUCACCUGUUUCGUCUACUUCUUCCCGGUGGUGGGUGCGAUCAUAUCUGAUUCAUGGCUCGGAAAGUUCAAUACCAUUUUGUAUUUGAGUAUUAUUUACGCACUCGGACAAGUGAUUCUAUCCCUGAGUGCGGCAACUCCCAUUGGAUUGCCCCAACGAGAAUUUUCCAUAUUAGGUUUAUUCCUAAUAGCGUUUGGUACAGGCGGAAUAAAACCUUGUGCGUCGGCUUUCGGAGGCGAUCAGUUUAUUGUACCUCAGCAGGAACGACAAUUGGCGACGUUCUUUUCCCUCUUCUACUUUUCUAUUAACACAGGCUCCUUAAUCUCUACUUUGCUAACUCCGGUGCUUCGUGAAACGAAGUGCUUUGAUGAUGAUUGUUACUUCGUGGCAUUUUUAGUGCCGGCCGUUCUAAUGGUUGCAUCGAUUAUUGUAUUUGUCUUGGGGAAAAGACUGUAUAAAAUGGUGAAACCCUCAGGCAAUCUCAUUGUCAAGGUUACCAAGUGCGUUUGCCAUGCGAUCUACAAUAAAAUGAAGGGCAAAGGAGAAAAACGCGAUCAUUGGCUCGAUAAUGCCGAUGAUGUUUACGACACUAAGCUGAUCGAAGAUGUCAAAAUCGUAAUACGAGUCCUAAAAUUGUUUAUACCACUGCCAAUAUUCUGGGCGCUUUACGAUCAGCAAGGCUCUCAAUGGACAUUCCAAGCAACGCGGAUGGAUGGCCAAAUAGGCAGUUUCGUUUUGCUGCCCGAUCAAUUGCAAGCUGUCAAUCCGUUGUUGAUCAUCAUCUUCAUACCAAUCUUCGAGACUUGUAUCUAUCCGGCUUUCGCCAAAAUACAUUUCAUCAAUACCCCCUUGAAGAAGCUCGUCGUCGGCGGUCUCUUGGCUAGCGUAGCUUUCAUCGCAGCUGGUAUCGUCGAAUUACAGAUUGAGAAAACAUAUCCAAAGUUACCGACAAACGGAUUUGCUCAAAUCCGAAUUUUCAAUACAAUGAAUUGCAACGUGAAUGUAAAUAUGGUAAAUCAAGGCCUAGCUGUAGAUAUAGGUCCAGUAAGUAUGGUAGAAAUUUUAGAAGUGAAAGCAGCCGGAUCUGUUACAAUACCCUACACAGCAGAUUUCACAGAAUGUUAUAAUAAGGGCUACACCGAUUUGAAUAAAAAUGAACAAGGAGAAAUUACGGGUAUGGAGGCCGUUGCAACAUCAUGGGUGAUAACGCCCACGUCCUUGGGAUUACAAUAUAGUUAUAAAGAUAUGGUAGACAAACCGGAGAAGGGUAAGCCAACGGUCCGCAGUCUCAUCUAUCUUCAGCCUGGAUUAAAAAACGCCACAUUAAACGUCGUCGACAGUGACGGCAAGAGUGCAGUGUCAAUUCCGGUCAGUUCGCAUUUCUCAGAGUCGGACUUACAACAAAUCGAGAAUCCACGUGAAUACGACAUCUAUUUAGACAAAAAACUGUUGGAAAAGAAUGUGCCUCUCAAAUCCGGUGGAGUGUACACCGUGGUAGGGUCCUACGUUACGCAAAAUGUUGAACCGAAUAUCGUUGGCAAAACGGUCACGGUCACGCCACCCAAUUCGCUGCACAUGGCUUGGAUGUUACCGCAAUACAUUAUCAUCACGAUGGGCGAGGUGAUGUUCUCCGUGACGGGUCUGCAGUUUGCCUUUACUCAGGCUCCGGUGACUAUGAAGUCCCUGCUGACGGCGGGUUGGUUGCUGAGCGUGGCCUUCGGCAAUCUCAUUGUGGUGAUCAUAAAGGGCUCGCAUCCCUUCGAGCGGCAAGUGUACGAAAUUUUCCUAUAUGCCGUUUUAAUGGCGGUAGUUAUGGUUAUAUUCGGCGUGAUGACCCUAUUCUACAAAUAUGUAGAAAUACCAGAGGAAGAAGAAGAUAGUGAUGGGGAUAUACCUUUAGAAGGGAAGAUGGGGAAUGUCAAUUCGGCCUACAAAGAGGAUGAAAAAUGACAACGAGAAAAGACUGACAAAUGAGAAAUAAUAAUUUUCACGUAUUCUCUCAUUCGAAAAGUAGGAACUGCACGUAUCGCAGCCUAUUAAAAUACGAAGGGUAUGAUUGCUCGUACAUCGAGAGUUCGUUCAUUUUUAUUGGACAUCUAUAAGCCUCGAGAGUACGGCAAGAUACAGGAAUCUUUUUUCCUAACACAAUCUCACCUCUCAAUUUUUCAUAAAAUUAAUUAUGACAGACUGAAGAUACGCAUUCUAUAACAGCAAAUCUAUAAUUCAUUUCAAUUUAAAAAGAGAGUGGGAGUCCAUGUAAUGAGAAACGUCAUAUUUUAUAUUUUAGUACAACAUUUAAAAUUUUAAAUAUUGUAAAUAAGAAAUCUAAAUAGUUUUUAUAUUCUUGCAAAUUAUGCAAUCUUGCAAGAUUAGCAAAAAUUGGAAAGUUGUGCAAGUGCUGUGAAUGAUACAAUCGAUAUUGAGAAUUUUAAAGAGUAAAAAAUUAAUUAAAUUAUAAAAAUAUUUUUAUGAGUGAAAAAUGUUAAAACAAGCGAGCGAAAGUGCUUAAAUAGUAUUUUUAAAAAUAUUAAAAAAACUUUUGCAUUGUUAAUAACUGAGUUCAAUAGACUGAGCGUUUACUGAGCUACUUCAUCUAUUGAAUGCAAUCAACCAGUAUAUAAUGAGAGCUUUUAAUUCGAAGUUUUAAAUAAAAAUUGUAUCU